Molecule: messenger RNA, 724 nt
Organism: Suricata suricatta (meerkat)
Lineage: Eukaryota; Metazoa; Chordata; Mammalia; Carnivora; Herpestidae
Product: surfeit locus protein 1
Exons: 5
Coding region: 34-609 (191 amino acids)
Biological process (GO): mitochondrial respiratory chain complex IV assembly
Cellular component (GO): mitochondrion; membrane
Source: RefSeq, a predicted model, not a curated record
UCCUGCGGGCCUCCCCCACUGCCGCGCAGCCCCAUGGAACUGAAGAGUCUGGAGUACAGGCCAGUGAAGGUCAGGGGGCGCUUCGACCACUCCAAGGAGCUGUACAUGAUGCCUCGGACGAUGGUGGACCCGGCCCGGGAGGCCCGUGAGGCCGGCCGCCUCUCCUCCUCGCCGGAGAGCGGGGCCUACGUGGUCACCCCCUUCCGCUGCACUGAGCUGGGAACGACCAUCCUGGUAAACAGAGGGUUCGUUCCCAGGAAGAAGGUGAACCCGGACUCGCGGCAGAAAGGCCAGAUUGAGGGCGAGGUGGACCUAGUCGGGAUGGUGAGGCUGACAGAAGCCAGGAAACCCUUUGUCCCGGAGAACAAUCCUGAAAGCAACCACUGGCAUUACCGGGACGUGGAGGCCAUGGCCAGGCUCACAGGAGCGGACCCCGUGUUCAUCGAUGCCGACCUCCAGAGCACAGUCCCCGGGGGACCCAUCGGAGGGCAAACCCGAGUCACUCUGAGGAAUGAGCACAUGCAGUACAUCGUCACCUGGUAUGGACUCUGCGCAGCCACAUCAUACCUGUGGGCUCAGAAAUUCCUACGCCGGACUCCUGGUGUGUGAGACUAGCGGGUGUAGCCCUUCCCCCAAGUCCUGAGCAAGCGGCCGAUUCCCGGAGAAUGGUUUUCAUGUGGGAUCAGGUGCCGCUGGCACAAAUAAACCUCCGUGCUACACGCUG